Molecule: messenger RNA, 11428 nt
Organism: Pangasianodon hypophthalmus (striped catfish)
Lineage: Eukaryota; Metazoa; Chordata; Actinopteri; Siluriformes; Pangasiidae
Gene: kalrna
Product: kalirin RhoGEF kinase a
Exons: 60
Coding region: 678-9581 (2967 amino acids)
Biological process (GO): intracellular signal transduction; protein phosphorylation; axon guidance
Cellular component (GO): postsynaptic density; cytoplasm
Molecular function (GO): protein kinase activity; ATP binding; guanyl-nucleotide exchange factor activity
Source: RefSeq, a predicted model, not a curated record
UUUUAACAGUCACCCCAGCACUGUGUUGUUCCAGAAUAACAGUAGACAUCAGUUGCUGGUCUCUCGUCUGUGAUCAGUAACCAGGCUUCAGGAAGCCAGUGUUAUUCAGGAUGAACUGUGUGUAAUAGCAGACCAGAGACCAGACUCUUCUACUGUUAGGAAAUCACAGUGUAGUCUAUAGGUUACUCAGGCUUGUAUCUCAUUUUGGGUGUUAAUGGGCUACGGGUGUUUGCAUUUCAGCUGAAAAAAAAGGUGGACUCGAGCCAAACACAUUGUGGUGUUUCUGUGACAUCACCAGCUCCGCGCUGCAUCCGCGCGCUCUCUGUCUUCUUUCUUACGAUGUGGAGCUGCUGCGCUGCUAUUGGCUGGUCGAAACACCAUUUCAUUGAUUCUAAAUUCACACUUUGAGUGUGUCCUGGCGGUCGCGGAGGAUUUGCCAUCCAGACAUCUCCUCGGUGUAGCCCGGCUCUUUGUGGGAGCAGAGCUGAGGAGGCAGAAGGAGGCAGGAUCGGAAACAAUAGAGCUGAGGAGCCGCUGCGCUUUGUGCCUCAUUAGCGCUGCCGGAGCGCGCGCACAGCCACCACGCAAAGAUGCGGGGAUUUUAACGCACGCAUACACCUCGACUUACUGGAUUCUCUUUACCUUACUUUUGAAUUGUGAAAGAACCAAGGGUAGAUAUGAAUUCUGCCGAAGCAGCCGAGGAGGGACCAAACGACUCAGACACGGACGCCUUCUUUAAAACAGGAUCUUACAGGAGCGAAGGGAUAAAGGCCAAUGAUGUGUUACAUGUGCUGAAAGAUAAAGUGGCCUUUGUGUCAGGUGGCCGUGAUAAGAGAGGAGGGCCGAUUCUGACCUUCCCAGCUAGGAGUAAUCAUGACCGAAUAAAGCAGGAGGAUCUGAGGAGACUAGUCACAUACCUGUCCACUGUGCCCAGUGAGGAUGUGUGUAAGCGGGGUUUCACCGUGAUCAUUGAUAUGCGUGGCUCUAAGUGGGACCUGAUUAAGCCGUUAUUGAAGACCCUGCAGGAAGCGUUCCCGGCUGAGAUCUGCGUCGCCCUCAUCAUCAAACCUGACAACUUCUGGCAGAAGCAGAAGACCAACUUUGGCAGUGCCAAAUUCACCUUUGAGACUAGCAUGGUGUCAGUGGAGGGUCUGACCAAGCUUGUGGACCCAUCUCAGUUAACGGACGAUUUUGAGGGCUCUCUGGAAUACAAUCAUGAGGAGUGGAUUGAAUUGCGAGUGGCACUCGAAGAGUUCCUGGGCAGCGCUGUGCACCUCCUCUCACGGCUGGAGGAGCUGCAGGAGCAGCUGGCUAAGAAAGAGUUCCCAGUGGAUGUGGAGGGCUCACGCAAGCUUAUCGAGGAACACACACAGCUGAAGAAGAAGGUGAUGAAGGCUCCUGUGGAGGAGCUGGACCGAGAAGGCCAGAGGCUGCUGCAGUGCAUCCGCUCCAGUGAUGGUUACUCUGGCAGGAACUGCAUCUCAGGCAGUGCAGACUUUCAGAGUGUGGUGCCUAAAAUCGCCAGCCUGCUUGAUAAGCUGCAUAGCACCAGGCAGCAUCUGCACCAGAUGUGGCACAUGAGGAAACUGAAGUUGGAUCAGUGUUUUCAGCUGCGGCUUUUUGAGCAAGAUGCUGAGAAGAUGUUCGACUGGAUUAGUCACAAUAAAGAGCUGUUCCUGCAGAGCCACACUGAGAUCGGCGUGAGCUACCAGCACGCUGUGGAUCUCCAGACACAACACAACCACUUCGCCAUGAACUCCAUGAAUGCGUAUGUGAACAUAAAUCGGAUCAUGUCUGUGGCGUCGCGAUUGUCGGAGGCAGGUCACUAUGCGUCACAGCAGAUUAAACAGAUCAGUGCCCAACUCGAUCAAGAGUGGAAGAGUUUUGCCGCCGCUCUUGAUGAACGCAGCACCAUCCUUGCCAUGUCUGCAGUCUUCCACCAGAAAUCUGAACAGUUCCUCUCAGGUGUGGAGGCCUGGUGUAAAAUGUGUAGUGAGGGAGGUCUUCCUUCAGAGAUGCAGGAUUUGGAGCGAGCCAUUCACCACCACCAGACGCUGUAUGAACAGGUCACACAGGCUUACACAGAGGUGAGUCAGGACGGGAAGGCAUUGCUCGAUGUACUGCAGCGGCCAUUAAGUCCUGGGAACUCCGAGUCCCUGACUGCGACAGCGAACUACUCUAAAGCAGUGCACUGCAUCCUGGACGUGGUGCACGAGGUCCUGCAUCACCACCGACGCCUGGAAAGCAUCUGGCAGCAUCGUAAAGUGCGCCUGCACCAAAGACUACAGCUUUGUGUGUUCCAGCAGGAUGUGCAGCAGGUGAUGGACUGGAUAGAGAAUCAUGGCGAGGCUUUCCUGAGUAAACACACAGGAGUGGGAAAGUCUUUACACAGAGCCAGGGCCCUGCAGAAACGCCAUGACGAUUUUGAGGAGGUGGCACAGAACACCUACACUAAUGCUGACAAGCUCCUUGAGGCGGCCGAACAGCUGGCUCAGACGGGUGAGUGUGACCCGGAGGAAAUCUACAAGGCAGCACGGCACCUAGAAGUUAGGAUCCAGGACUUUGUGAGAAGGGUUGAGCAGCGGAAACUACUGCUGGACAUGUCUGUCUCCUUCCACACUCACACCAAAGAGCUAUGGACAUGGAUGGAGGAUCUGCAGAAGGAACUGUUAGAGGAGGUGUGCUCAGACUCGGUGGACUCUGUGCAAGAACUGAUCAAACAGUUUCAACAGCAGCAAGCCGCCACACUGGAGGCCACACUCAAUGUUAUUAAAGAGGGAGAGGACCUCAUUCAACAACUCAGAGACUCAGCGAUGAGCAGUAAUAAGAUGCCCCAUAACAGCUCUAUAGCUCACAUUGAGAGUGUGCUACAGCAGCUGGACGAGGCGCAGGGUCAGAUGGAGGAGCUCUUCCAUGAAAGAAAGAUUAAACUAGACAUCUUUCUUCAACUGCGCAUCUUUGAGCAGUACACCAUUGAGGUCACUGCAGAACUGGAUGCGUGGAAUGAGGACCUGGUACGGCAGAUUAGCGAAUUCAGUGCAGAGGAGCCCAGUCUGGUGGAACAGAGGCUCCAGCGGCACGCGGAUAGAAAACUGGCCAUGAACAACAUGACAUAUGAGGUCAUCCAGCAGGGCCAAGACCUACACCAGUACAUCAUGGAGGUCCAGGCUUCAGGCAUUGAGUUAACAGGGGAGAAGGAAGUAGAUUUGGCGACUCAGGUUCAGGAGCUGCUGGAGUUUCUUCAUGAGAAACAACAUGAACUGGACAUGAGUGCAGAGCAGACACAGAAACGGUUAGAGCAGUGUCUCCAACUACGCCAUCUGCAGGCUGAGGUUAAACAGGUGCUCAGUUGGAUCCGCAAUGGUGAGUCUAUGCUGAAUGCGAGCAUGGUUAAUGCCAGCUCGCUAUCCGAGGCUGAACAGUUACAACGAGAACACGAACAGUUCCAGCUUGCUAUAGAGUCCCUGUUCCAUGCAAACUCUCUGCAGAAGACCCAUCAGAGUGCGCUGCAGGUCCAGCAGAAGGCAGAAGUCAUGCUGCAGGCGGGCCACUAUGACCCUGACGCCAUCCGCACCUGUGCUGAAAAGGUGGCCAUGCAUUGGCAGCAGCUCAUGCUUAAAAUGGAGGACCGGCUCAAGCUAGUUAACGCUUCUGUGGCCUUCUACAAGACCUCUGAGCAGGUGUGCAGUGUGUUGGAGAGUUUGGAGCAGGAAUACCGACGGGAUGAGGACUGGUGUGGAGGUCAUGAUAAACUGGGCCCUUUAGCUGAGAGUGACCAUGUGUUUCCUCUCAUCAGCAAACAUCUGGAGCAGAAAGAGGCCUUCCUGAAGGCUUGUACUCUAGCCAGACGUAAUGCUGAAGUUUUCCUCAAGUACAUCCACCGCAACAACGUCAGCACCCCCGCCUCCUCCGGCAACACCCGCGGCUCUGAGCAGCAGGUCAAAGCAAUCCUCAAUGAGCUGUUGCAGAGGGAGAACAGAGUCCUGCACUUCUGGACCAUGAAGAAGCGCCGCUUGGACCAGUGCCAGCAAUAUGUGGUGUUUGAGCGCAGUGCCAAACAGGCGUUAGACUGGCUUCAGGAAGCAGGUGAAUAUUUCCUCUCCACUCACAACACUCUAGGAGACUCAGCUGAGAAAACUCAAGAGUUGCUGAAAGAGUAUGAGAACUUCUGUGUCCCUGCUAAGCAAACCAAGGAGAAGGUGAAGCUGCUGAUCCAGCUGGCUGACAACUUUGUGGAGAAGGGCCAUGUGCAUGUGACCGAGCUGAAGAAAUGGGUGAGCACGGUGGACAGGCGUUACCGAGACUUCUCUCAGCGUAUGGGCCAAUACCGCUGCAGCUUGGAGAAUACACUGGGCAUCAGCUCUGAGCAUAAUAAGGACCUGGAGUUAGAUAUCAUUCCAGCCAGCCUGACUGACCCAGAAGUCAAACUCCGUGAACCCAACCAUGAGGUCAAUGAGGAGAAAAGGAAGUCAGCCAGGAAGAAAGAAUUUAUUAUGGCAGAGUUGCUGCAAACUGAAAAAGCCUACGUUAGAGAUCUUCAUGAGUGCUUAGAGACGUACCUCUGGGAGAUGACUAGUGGUGUGGAGGAGAUCCCGCCAGGUAUCGCCAACAAAGAGCAUGUCAUCUUUGGAAACAUCCAGGAGAUUUACGACUUCCACAACAACAUUUUCUUGAAAGAGUUAAUCAAUUAUGAGCAGUUGCCCGAGGAUGUGGGCCAUUGCUUUGUCACAUGGGCGGAUAAAUUCCAGAUUUAUGUGACUUACUGUAAAAAUAAGCCAGACUCAAAUCAGCUUAUCUUGGAGCAAGCUGGAAGCUUUUUUGAUGAAAUCCAGCAGAGACACGGCCUGGCAAACUCCAUCUCCUCUUACCUUAUCAAGCCUGUACAGAGGAUCACCAAGUACCAGCUUCUCCUCAAGGAGCUGCUGAGCUGUUGUGAAGAGGGUAAAGGUGAGAUUAAGGAUGGGCUGGAGGUGAUGCUUGCUGUGCCGAAGAGAGCCAAUGACGCCAUGCACCUCAGCAUGCUAGAGGGUUUUGAUGAGAAUUUGGAUGUGCAGGGAGAGCUGAUCCUACAGGACACGUUCCAGGUGUGGGACCCCAAAUCUCUGAUACGGAAAGGACGAGACCGCCACCUCUUCCUCUUCGAGAUCUCCCUCGUCUUCAGCAAGGAGAUCAAAGACUCGGCUGGCCGUACUAAAUACGUCUACAAAAGCAAACUACUGACAUCUGAGUUGGGGGUGACAGAGCACAUAGAGGGCGACCCCUGUAAAUUUGCACUAUGGGCAGGACGGACACCUUCAUCUGACAACAAGACAGUCCUUAAGGCGUCCAGCAUCGAGGUGAAGCAGGAGUGGAUAAAGAACAUUCGGGAGGUUAUUCAGGAGAGGAUCAUUCACCUGAAGGGGGCACUAAAGGAGCCUAUACCGAUACCCAAAACCCCGGCCAAGCCACGCAACAACAGCAAGAGAGAAAUUGGAGAGGACGCUGACAGUCAGGGAGAUGGAAGCAGUCAGCCAGACACCAUCUCCAUUGCCUCUCGAACCUCUCAGAACACAGCAGACAGUGACAAGCUCUCGGGCGGGUGUGAGUUGACGGUGGUGCUGCAGGACUUUGUGGCGAGCUGUGUGUCUGAGCUCAGUGUGCAGACGGGCCAGACAGUGGAGCUGCUGGAGAGACCCAGUGAGCGGCCGGGCUGGUGUUUGGUGCGCACCACAGAUAAGAGCCCACCUCAGGAGGGUCUGGUGCCCAGCACAACGCUCUGCAUCUCCCAUUCCCGCAGCAGUGUUGAGAUGGACUGCUUCUUCCCUGCAGGCAAAGAGAACUACACAGUCAGUGGUCCGGAUGGAAAGACAGACUCAGUGGCGGCGCUGCAGCCCCAGGCUUCACUCGCUUCCCUCCAUAGCAAUUCCCCAGGACCCAAACGCUCUGGAAACACCCUGAAGAAGUGGCUCACAAGCCCCGUGCGCCGCCUCAGCCACGGCAGCAACAUCAAAAAGCUGCCCAGCAAGCAGAAGCAGAAGAGAGAUGGCCGCAAGAGCAUCGACCUGGGACCGCCCGAAAUGCAGGACGACAGUCUGGAGGAGAGGAUUAGGAAAGAUGGAACACUCUCCAAGUCAUCAGGAAUGCAGAGCGGAGGAGAGGAGGAACCGGAGGAUGACUCUCAUACUCCACUCCCUCCACCCAUGGAGAUCAUCAAAGACCCCUCCACUCAGGAGGAGAAGUCCUCUGCACUGCUCGCUUCGCGGCAGGGUUCCACCGAGGUCCCGAGUGCCGCAGAGCUAGUCAGUGCUAUAGAAAAACUGGUCAAAACUAAGAUGACUCUUGAUGGAGGCGCAUACACUGGUUUCAGCUCAGUGAACCCAGUGGAGCAGAGCCCGGCCCAGCCGAGGAAUCCCGAGCUAGAGCAGAAGGCCAAAGCACUACGUGGCCGCAUGUUUGUCCUGAAUGAGCUGAUACAGACAGAGAAGGAUUAUGUCAAAGAUUUAGGAAUCGUAGUAGAGGGUUUCAUGAAGAAGAUAGAAGAGAAAGGAGUCGCUGAGGACAUGAAAGGAAAGGACAAAAUUGUCUUUGGAAAUAUUCACCAAAUCUAUGACUGGCACAGAGACUUCUUUGUGGGGGAACUGGAAAAAUGUCUUGAUGAUCAUGAAAAACUACCAGAGCUCUUUAUCAAACAUGAGCGAAGGUUGCACAUGUAUGUUGUUUACUGCCAGAACAAACCCAAGUCAGAAUUCAUCGUGGCUGAAUAUGACUCGUACUUUGAGGCAGUUCAGCAAGAAGUGAACUGUAGACUUGGCAUCAGUGAUUUUCUCAUCAAGCCAAUUCAGCGAAUUACAAAAUAUCAACUGUUGUUAAAGGACUUCCUGAAAUACAGUAGCAAGGCAGGGUUGGACUGUCAGGACAUUGAGAAAGCAGUUGAUCUGAUGUCCCAGGUCCCUAAACUCUGCAAUGACAUGAUGAACCUUGGCAGACUACAAGGCUUUGAGGGAAAGCUGACGAGUCAGGGUAAACUCCUACAGCAGGAGACGUUCUUUGUGACAGAGCAGGACUCGGGUGUUCUGUCUCGCAGCAAAGAGCGCAGAGUUUUCCUCUUCGAGCAGAUCGUCAUCUUCAGUGAGCUUCUGCGUAAAGGCUCUUCAACACCUGGUUAUCAGUUCAAAAAGAGCAUCAAGGUGAGCUAUCUGGGUCUGGAGGAAAAUGUGGAUAACGACCCGUGUAAGUUUGUGCUGUCAUGUCGUGGCUCCUCUGAGAGGUUCACCCUACAGGCAGCGAACACAGACAUUAAGCAGGUCUGGGUGCAGCACAUCACUGAACUGCUGGAUGCCCAGAGCAACUUCCUGUCAGCUCUUCAGUCUCCUAUUGAGUAUCAGAAGGAGAAGGGCAGCUCUCACUCGCUCACGCGGAAUUCAGGAAGCAGCAGACCCAGUUCCACCGUGUCCAUCAGCCCGGAAAAAUCUGCCCUUUCAGGACGCAACUCCACCCCUGUGAAACUACCUACCUCCAACGGCAGUGCCUGCUUCGAGCCCCUCAAACAUUCAGACAGAUAUGAAAGCUCCAAGCAUGACGGACUUGGCUGUAAUGGCAUGUCCUCCUCCAUGAUGGUGACUCAGGACUACAGCGCACUGAAGGAGAAUGAGAUCUGCGUCACACACGGUGAGAUGGUACAGGUGCUGGCCACCAAUCAGCAGAACAUGUUCCUGGUGUACCGGCCUGCCAACAGCCAAUCCCCCGCUGCCGAGGGCUGGGUGCCCGGCAAUGUCCUCGGCCCUCCCCCUAAAACCAUCAUAGACACUGCUGCUCAUUCCAGCAUCAAGAAGUCUCUUUCGUGGAACACGCUCCGUGCCCGCAAACGUGCUGAGAAGGACAGUGGAGGGGGAAAAGGUGACUCAAAGCUUGAGAAUGGACUACGUAAGCCUAAGGACAUUCUCAGCAGCAAGGUCACUGUAAAAGAGUCUCACAGCUCCGAGGAAUCAGAAUGUGAGGAUGAACUAGACCCCAAAACUAGCAUGGAGUUACUGAAUCCCAAUUUCAUUCAAGAAGUUGCUCCUGAGUUCCUGAUCCCUCUGGCAGAUGUGACAUGUGCUCUCGGGGAAACUGUGGUCUUGUGUUGUAAAGUUUGUGGUCGCCCCAAACCCACCAUCACUCUAAAGGGUCCAGACCAGAGUCUAGUAGUGAACAACAACCGCUUCACCAUCAACAUCCGGGAAACAGGUGACAUUCUGUUAAAGAUCUGUAAUCUGAUGCCACAGGACACGGGCAUUUACACCUGCAUUGCCGUUAAUGACCACGGCACAGCUUCAUCCUCUGCUUCAAUUAAAGUACAAGGCAUCCCAGCAGCCCCAGCUCGACCCGUAGCCCAGGAGGCCAGCAGUACAGCAGUGGUGGUGCACUGGCUUCCCCCUGCUAGCUUGGGAAACUGUGCCAUAACCAGUUACACCGUGGAGUACAGACAAGAGGACUCCCUGGUGUGGCAGCAGUCAGUACGCUCCACAGCUGAUGUAUGUGUGAAGAUCGAGGAUCUGAUCCCAGGUGGACAUUACCAGUUCAGAGUAAGAGCCAGCAACCCCUGGGGCAUCAGUGCCCCCAGUGAGCCCUCCAACAUGGUCACUCUACCCAGCUGUGCUUCAACAUAUGAUGGAACUGGAAUCCAGUGGAAAGACAACUUUGAAUCAGCAUUUACAGAAAUCUGUGAAAUUGGAAGGGGCCGCUUCUCAGUGGUGAGGAAAUGUCUGCAAAAGGCCACUAAGAAGGAGGUAGCAGUGAAGUUUGUCAACAAGAAGAUGCAGAAGAAAGAGCAGGUGGCUCAUGAGGCAGAUAUCCUGAAACAUGUGCAGCAUCCUCAGCUGGUGGCUCUGACCGACACUUAUGAGUCACCAACAGCCUACAUACUCGUCUUAGAGCUGCUGGAGGGUGGGCGUCUGCUGGAUUACCUGGUGGCCCAUGAUGAGCUGAUGGAGGAGAAGGUGGCAUUCUUCAUUAAGGACACAGUGGAAGCCUUAAAGCACCUGCACACCUGCAAAGUGGCCCAUUUGGACCUGAAGCCUGAAAACCUAAUGGUCAACCUCCGCAUGCCUGUACCGUGUGUGAAGCUGAUAGACUUUGGUGACGCAGUGCAGAUAUCAGGGCACCGGUAUGUGCACCUCCUGCUGGGAAACCCUGAGUUUGCUGCUCCGGAGCUGAUCCAGGGCACGCCGGUGUCUUUCUCCACGGAUGUGUGGAGUGUUGGAGUGCUGGCCUAUGUCAUGCUGAGUGGAGUCUCUCCGUUUUUGGAUGAGAGUCUGGAAGAGACCUGUGUUAACAUCUGCAAACUGGACUUCUGCUUCCCAGAUGAGUAUUUCUGUGGUGUGAGUCAAGCAGCGAGGGAUUUCAUUGUCUCAACUCUGAACCAAGACACCAGGAAAAGGCCAAGCUCGACAGCAUGUUUGCAGCACCCGUGGGUGAGCGCUCACAGUGGAGAUUAUUCCAAAACUCCACUGGAUACGGCCAGGUUGGCGGCUUUUAUUGACAGACGCAAGCAGCUGCAUGAUGUCAGACCUGUCACUAAUAUUAAAGGCUUGGUCACUACCACUAUGGGACACACCAUAUGAGAAAGAGUGUGCUUUCUCAGAGAAAUACACACCGGAAGAGUGGGUUAUGUGUUGAAGAUUACCAGAACAAAAUGUCUUUUACUCUGUACAGACCUCUCAUGCCUGUGUCUAACAGGGAUUCACCAUUUUGGUCAAUCACAUCGCAAGGACCAUAAUUUUAACACCAUAAUUUUAGAAUGUGAUACCAGUUAGAACCAAUUCCUAGAAAACAACUGUAUGCUCUUGUUAGCUAAAAUCUGACAUCUUGUGGAUGGAUAAAACUAGAGGCAUUCCUGGUGUACUUCUGGAUUAAACAGUGCACCAAAGUAUUAAAGAACUCGGCUAAACUGAGAUCACUGUGGGUUUACAUUCGAAAUACUAUCGAUUUAAAACAAUCCUGGGCCAUAAAUUUACGGCGAUGCCACCUAGGUUAAUCUUUGAAUGUACAGUAAUAUAGAAUGCAGUUUAACACUGCUGUAAUUGAAGAGGUAUUUAGCAUUGUUUUCUAGAAAAAGGAUUGUAUGUAGAUAUAGGCAACAGAUAUUUUUACAAAUUCAAUAUGAGAAUAAUGGGAGUAUAUAGGAUAUUUAAAAGUUAGAAUUUUCAGCAUGACCGUUACUUAUGGUUAAAAAUACCACCACACAAUCAGUUUUAAAAUAUGUAGAUCAACAUUAGGUCAUUGUUAAACCUUUCAGCAUUUCUAUACAUAACUAGGGUAAAUAUCUUUGAUGCGUUUUAUUAUGCCUUUGGACAGGAAGUGGUGUGCUUCUUAAUAUUUUAAAAAUGAUUCCUGCUAAAUACCUUCAAAUCUGAAAGUGAUUAUUUGAUUUGGCUGAAUUAAUCAAACUUUAAGCCUUAAAUAUAUUUAUUCUGUUUUGACCAUGUCUGUUUAAUUUAAGUGACUGUUUUAAAAAUGGUGUUUUGUGUUGUAUUUGCUUGUACAAUUAUUUUAUUAUUUGUAGAUGUUAUUUAAAGUCUGAUUGUGCAGAAUCACUGCCCAGAACUGACGUGACAACAGAGUUCUGUCCAAAACAGCUGCUUUUUACAUCUUUACAGCAGCUAAGUCAGAAGGAAAACACUCAAACUUCAAAAUAUCCUAAAAUACCAAACUAUAAAUACAAAAAAAAAAAAAAAAAAAAUCAGCAAGUAAUCAUUGGUCAGUAUAUCUGUAUACAGUUACUUCAGAUUGACAGAUAUGUUUUGCACAUGCUGAACAUUUUUCAAAGGUUCCACCAAAGAAGUCACAGGCUUAAGGACAUCCUUAAUCCUUGAUUCAAAUCCUUGAAAAUCUUAAAUGUUGAGACUUGCGUGUUCAACUGCCAUUCCUGAAUGGAUCAAAUGAUUCUUUGGAAAACGCUAAACAACUAGAAAGAAUUAGUAAUAAGCAAAUAAGCAGGUUUAUCUUUUUUUUUUCCAUAUUAUUUUCAGUUUUUCUAAUAUGGCCUUGGGAGAAAAGCAUCACAGUUAUAAAUGGAGCUACAUAGCUACAGCAUGACCAGUGACUGCAACAAAGGAAUGACUCUUCUAAUCAAUGCAGACUCAGAGUCUUACUCUCUUUAUUAUUCUCUUUAAUUCACAAUAAACUACAUUCUGUGUGGUACGAUGCUUCAAUGUUUCACGUACAACAGGCUGUAACACUGGUGUAUCAUAGUGCUUGCUUUGUUGUUUAUAGGGCUAUUGUCUCCAAGAAUUACUUUGAUAGUACAGUGUUCGGAAAACAAUGAAAAUCUGUUUUUGUUGUUUUAGUCAUGUUAGCAUUGUUGUACAGAACUCGAAGUGUACAAUUUACAUAGAAUAAUAAAAAUGUUCUUUAAUCAGAUGGGCUGUUUGUUACUGGAUGUUUAAUAAACUGCUUGUUUAAUAAAUUG